Lontra canadensis (Northern American river otter) is the source of this 3206-nucleotide messenger RNA. It is a transcript of the gene SENP2, whose product is annotated as SUMO specific peptidase 2. Gene Ontology annotation, biological process: protein desumoylation. Gene Ontology annotation, cellular component: nucleus. The transcript has 17 exons. Bases 190 to 1962 code for a protein of 590 amino acids. Gene Ontology annotation, molecular function: deSUMOylase activity. The record is from RefSeq and is a predicted model, not a curated record. Lineage: Eukaryota; Metazoa; Chordata; Mammalia; Carnivora; Mustelidae.
GUGGUGGCGGGGUUGGGGGGGGCUCUUAUAGCCCUCUGGACGUUUUAUCUGUGGGCCCUCCGAUCGCGUCACAAGUCGGCGACUGAGCCUAGGCGGUGGUGGCCGAGGCGGCGAAGGCGGCAGCGGCGGCGACAGCUCUGGGGUUUGCUUCUCGGGGUGUGUCGGCCGCCGCUGCUGCUUGGGCCUGGUAUGUACAAAUGGCUGGUUAGGAUUCUCGGCACCAUUUUCCGUUUCUGUGACCGGCCGGUGCCCCCAACCCGGGCCCUCCUGAAGAGGCGGCGCUCGAACAGCACUUUGUUUUCUACAGUGGACCCUGAUGAAAUACCAGCCAAAAGACCAAGAUUAGAUUAUUUCAUUCACCAAGUCAAAACCAGUCUCUACAAUGCUGCCAGCUUAUUUGGAUUCCCAUUCCAGCUGACCACAAAACCCAUGGUAACUUCUGCUUGUAAUGGAACACGGAAUGUGGCCCCUUCAGGAGAGGUAUUUUCGAACUCUUCAUCUUGUGAACUGACAGGUUCUGGAUCCUGGAACAACAUGCUGAAACUGGGUAAUAAAUCUCCUAACGGAAUAAGUGACUAUCCAAAGAUCAGAGUGACUGUAACCCGAGAUCAGCCCCGCAGAGUCCUGCCUUCCUUUGGUUUUACUUUGAACUCAGAGGGGUAUAACAGAAGACCAGGUGGCCGUCGUCAUAGCAAAGGCCCUUCAGAGAGUUCCUUAACCUGGAAGCCUCAGGAACAGGUUGUAACAGAGAUGAUUUCUGAAGAGGGUGGCAAGGGUCUGAGGCGUCCCCACUGUACCGUGGAGGAGGGUGUUCAAAAAGAGGAAAGAGAGAAAUACCGAAGGUUACUGGAGCGACUUAAAGAAGGUGGUCAUGGAAACUCUGUUCCUCCGGUAGCUCCUUCUUACCACAGCUCUCAAAGAAGUCAGAUGGACACAUUAAAGACCAAAGGCUGGGGGGACGAGCAAAGUCACGGAGUCAGAACAACUCAGUUUGUUCCAAAACAAUACAGAGUUGUUGAAACAAGGGGACCUUUAUGCUCAGUGAGAACUGAGAAGAGGUGUUGUUCAAAGGGGAAAAUUUCUGAUACAGAGAGGACAGUUGGAAUCAGACUUGAAAAUGAAGGUAGGAGGGGACACCAGCUGGAACCUGACCUAUCCGAAGAGGUGUCAGCCCGACUCCGCCUGGGCAGUGGGAGCAAUGGCUUACUCAGGAGGAAAAUGUCAAUACUUGAGACAAAAGAAAAACAUUGCUCAGGCAAAGAGAGGGAUAAAAGGAUGGAGGAUCUUCUUGAACUCACAGAGGACAUGGAAAGGGAAAUCAGUAAUGCCCUAGGUCAUGGCCCACAGGAUGAGGUCCUAAGUAGCGCUUUCAAGCUGCGAAUCACUCGAGGUGACAUCCAGACCUUGAAGAACUAUCACUGGCUCAAUGAUGAAGUCAUUAAUUUUUACAUGAAUCUUCUGGUGGAAAGAAACAAAAAGCAAGGGUAUCCAGCACUUCAUGCAUUCAGUACUUUUUUCUAUCCCAAAUUAAAGUCUGGUGGUUACCAGGCAGUGAAAAGAUGGACCAAAGGGGUCAAUCUCUUUGAACAGGAACUUAUUCUGGUGCCUAUUCAUCGGAAGGUACAUUGGAGCCUGGUGGUGAUAGACCUAAGAAAAAGGUGUCUUAAAUAUCUGGAUUCUAUGGGACAAAAGGGCCACAGGAUCUGUGAGAUUCUCCUUCAGUAUUUACAGGAUGAAAGUAAGACCAAAAGGAAUAUUGAUCUGAAUCUUUUAGAGUGGACCCACUACAGCAUGAAGCCACAUGAGAUUCCUCAACAGUUGAAUGGGAGUGAUUGUGGAAUGUUUACUUGUAAAUAUGCAGAUUAUAUCUCUAGGGACAAACCUAUCACAUUUACUCAGCACCAGAUGCCUCUCUUCCGGAAGAAGAUGGUGUGGGAAAUCCUUCAUCAGCAGUUGCUGUGAGAAUGCCCCGCCCAGUCCCUCGAGCUGCUGGUGGUUCUGUCACGGAGGACGGAUGUUUCCAUAUACCUCAUGCAUCGUGGGUUCAGAAGUCCCUGCAUCAACUCUGUUGUCUCACAGGUACUGAGCUGUCGGGCGUGCGCGCCGGCCUCUCCCGCACCCUGGUCCUGACGUGCUGUGUGGAGGUUCUGCCUGCAACCCCAUGUGUGAGCCUGUGCCUGCUCAGAGCCUGGACUGUUCAACCCACACAAGAACAAACGCUAAUUAAUAACUUUUUUUUAAUGAUUUUUUUUUCCCUGUGAAUGUGGGAAAUGCAGGAUUUACUCUAUGAUUUGUCUUUUGUGUGUGUUUGUUCACGUGUGUUCAUUCGCUCACUCAUUAGCAGACAUAAUGGGCUGUGGCUAUGUGCUGCUGCUCUUUCAGUUAACUCUGAAUUACCUGAACUAUUUAUUUUUGAAAGGAGUGUCAAUCAAGCUCCACUCCCAGCUGAAGAUCAGGAGGGCAAUCAGGGAGGUGGGGAGGAAGGAAGUGUUAAUGAACUUCUCUAAGGCUGGAGCAGAGACUGCCAACUCGAAGCUGGAGAUCUUCUUAUGUUGGAGGCUUGACGAUGCCGGGAGAAGCGCUGUGGCUGAGGGCUUCGGCCGCCUUCCAGAGCACGCCUGACACAACAGCACUGGUGUGGGGGCAUGGAAAAGUGGAACUGUGGCUCUCCACGCGUCUUCAGAAGAGUGUCGUGGUCAUCCUAAAGAGACCGUGCUUUCUGGAAAUGAGGUGACUUGGCUACUCUUGAAACUGGAUUUGAAGUAACUGUAAGCCCGAAAUCUUCAUUUUCAUCCUAGAUCUGGUUAAGUAUAAACCUCAGAAUUGUAAGGGCUGGCCUGGGCCGUUGAUUUCAAAAAGAUACUAUUCACUGUAAAAGCUAUUUUUCCUCAAAGUUUUUUUUUCUAUAUAUAAAGCCGAAAUUAAGUUUUGUACUCAUUAGGAUUUACAUUCCCCUCCCCCCAUUCCAUCCCCACUGAAAUUUGGAAGAAAAUUUAGUACUUGGCUCUGAGGCUGCCAGUUAUACAAUAAUCUAUUUUGCAUAUGAAAGUUUGUAUUUAACUUUUUUGUUCAUUAAAAACUUUACAGUGGUUACGCAUUUUUAAUUUCAGAAAGUUUAGAGUUGGUCAGAACAUAUUUUGCAAGAUCUAGUGCCUAGUGUUGCUUUUCCGAUGUAAUAAAGGUUGUCUGGCAGAACCUGAAAAGUA